AUGGAGUGGGAAUUCGGUCACGGGCUGAGUUACACAAAUUUUGUGUAUGGUGCAGUGUCGCUGAGCAAGACCACGGUGUUAAACACAGAUGCUGCGUCACUUGAGGUGAGCGUGUUGGUCACAAAUGCUGGAUCAAUGGCUGGGAAAGAGACUGUCAUGUUAUUUCUCAUCCAGCCAUACCGCGCAAUUUCAGUCCCAGAAGCAAAACAAUUAAAGAAGUUUACCAAGCUAUAUCUGCAACCAGGAGAAACUCAAAAGGUCUCCUUCACCCUAACAUCUGAAGAUUGGGGAGUAUUUGACCCUCAAAUUGGCUCUGGGUUUUAUCGCAUCGUCGAAAAUGGCGUUGGAUUCAAAAGCGUGUCUCAUUGA
Plasmopara halstedii is the source of this 369-nucleotide messenger RNA. Its product is annotated as family 3 glycoside hydrolase. Bases 1 to 369 code for a protein of 122 amino acids. The record is from RefSeq and is a predicted model, not a curated record. Lineage: Eukaryota; Oomycota; Peronosporomycetes; Peronosporales; Peronosporaceae. The transcript has a single exon. Gene Ontology annotation, molecular function: beta-glucosidase activity. Gene Ontology annotation, biological process: glucan catabolic process.